This is a messenger RNA of Sorex fumeus (smoky shrew), 297 nucleotides long. RefSeq names its product keratin-associated protein 6-5-like. Gene Ontology annotation, biological process: keratinization. The transcript has a single exon. Bases 1 to 297 code for a protein of 98 amino acids. NCBI's taxonomy places the organism in Eukaryota, Metazoa, Chordata, Mammalia, Eulipotyphla, Soricidae. The record is from RefSeq and is a predicted model, not a curated record.
AUGUGUGGUUACUACGGAAGCUACUAUGGAGGCCUGGGCUAUGGCUAUGGAGGCCGUGGCUAUGGAUGCUGUGGCUAUGGAGGCCUGGGCUAUGGCUAUGGAGGUCGUGGCUAUGGAUGCUGUGGCUAUGGAGGCCUGGGCUAUGGCUAUGGUGGCCUGGGCUGUGGCUAUGGAUCCUGCUACGGCUCUGGCUACCGUGGUCUGGGCUGUGGCUAUGGCUAUGGCUCUGGCUCUCUCUAUGGCUGUGGUUAUGGAUGUGGCUCUGGCUAUGGCUCUGGCUUUGGCUACUAUUAUUGA